Messenger RNA from Brassica oleracea var. oleracea, 900 nucleotides. Its product is annotated as DNA-damage-repair/toleration protein DRT100-like. Gene Ontology annotation, molecular function: protein binding. The annotation marks the transcript as partial. Lineage: Eukaryota; Viridiplantae; Streptophyta; Magnoliopsida; Brassicales; Brassicaceae. The record is from RefSeq and is a predicted model, not a curated record. The transcript has a single exon.
UGUCUAAACCCCAUCAAAGCCGCCACGUGUCAUCCAGAUGACGAGGCAGGUCUUCUAGCUUUCAAAUCGGGUAUAACAAGAGACCCUUCGGGCAUUCUCAGCUCAUGGAAGAAAGGUACUGCUUGCUGCUCCUGGAACGGUAUCACUUGCCUUACCGGUGACCGAGUCACCGCACUCACGGUCAGUGGACAAUCCGAGGUCGCCGGAAGCUUCCUCUCCGGCACAAUCUCCUCGUCGUUAGCCAAACUCCAACACCUCGAUGGUAUUUACUUGAUGAAUCUCAAAAACAUCACCGGACCUUUUCCACAAUUCCUCUUCCGGUUACCACAGCUAAAAUUCGUUUAUAUCGAGAACAACCGUCUCUCCGGUCCACUCCCGGUUAAUAUCGGUUCGCUAAGCCAGAUUGAAGCGUUUAGCCUGGAAGGAAACCGGUUCACCGGUCCGAUCCCAACUUCCAUUUCCAAUUUGACCAAGCUAUCUCAGCUCAAUCUUGGGGGUAAUCUCUUAACCGGGACAAUACCUUCAGGGAUCGCUAAUCUCAAGCUCAUGUCUUUUCUCAAUCUUGGCGGUAACCGUCUCUCCGGAACUAUCCCCGAUAUUUUCAAAUCCAUGCCGGAGCUCCGAUCUCUCGUUCUCUCUCGCAACGGAUUCUCCGGGAGCCUUCCCCCGUCUAUCGCAUCGCUUGCGCCAAUUCUCAGGUUUCUCGAAGUAGGCCGUAACAAACUCUCUGGGAAGAUUCCAGACUAUCUAUCGAGGUUCAAGGCGCUUGACACGUUGGAUCUCUCACGCAACCAGUUCUCUGGAGUCGUGCCGAAGAGCUUCGCGAAUCUCACCAAAAUCUUCAAUCUUGAUCUCUCACACAAUCUUCUUACCGAUCCUUUCCCUGCUUUGUACGUUAAG